Messenger RNA from Prunus armeniaca (apricot), 1992 nucleotides. The record is from the annotation of a GenBank genome assembly. Lineage: Eukaryota; Viridiplantae; Streptophyta; Magnoliopsida; Rosales; Rosaceae.
AUGGUAGGUCAAGCUACGCAGGCACUGAAGAUGAAGCAAGAAUAUCUGGGUAUGGUAUUGCCAAUAACAAUUACAUCAAUAUGGUGGUGGAGUUGUCUGAUCAGAGGCGUUGAUGCAAGCCCACAGAUCAAUCUACUAAACAAGGGCUGCAGCCAAUACAAUGCCACAAACUUGCCUGACUUCUAUACCAAUCUCAACGCCACUUUCUCAGACCUCAAAACACUGCUCAACAAAAACAGCACCCACUUUGCCACGGCACAGCAGGCCAGGGGUUCGGAUCCCGUCUACGCCAUGGUGCAGUGCAGGAACUACCUCUCCGCCGCUGACUGCGCUGCUUGCUUCGCCGCCGCAGUGUCCCAAAUUCGCAACUGCUCCGCUGCCAACGGUGCCCGUGUCAUAUACGACGGUUGCUUCCUCAGGUACGAGAGCGCUGGGUUCUUUGACCAGACUACCCUUCCUGGUAAUGUAGGGCUUUGUAGCAAUAAAACUGCAUCACAAGCUACGGCAUUUAGUGCAGCUGCUGGAAAAUUGCUAGUGGAUCUCCAACUUGCAACACCAAAGAUCAACGGUUUCUUUGCAGCAACUAAGAAUGAAGUUGUUAGUAGUGGUAGUGGAAAUGAAACAGUCUAUGGUGUGGCACAAUGUGCAGAGACAAUCAGCAAGACUGGUUGCCAAGAUUGCUUGAAUGUGGCAUACGCCAACCUUCAAAGCUGCCUGCCUGAUACGGAUGGCAGGGCCGUCGAUGCCGGGUGCUUCUUGAGGUACUCUAGUACUUCUUUCUUCCCUGACAACCAGACUACGAACAUAGCGUCCUUCUUAAAAACUGGAGGCAAUUCAAGAAAGAAAGCCAUCAUUAUUGGAGUCGUAGUUGGAGGUGUAGGUCUUCUUAUUCUCAUUGUUGGAGUUUUACUCUAUUUUAAACUUUCAAGAAAGCCCGAGGCUGCUCGUAGAGGUGAUAUUUUGGGUGCAACCGAGUUGCAAGGACCAAUGAAUUACAAAUAUAAAGAUUUGAAGUCAGCAACAAAAAACUUCAGUGAAGAAAACAAACUUGGAGAAGGAGGAUUUGGGGACGUCUACAAGGGUACUCUAAACAAUGGAAAAAUAGUUGCAGUUAAAAAACUAGCAAUUCUCCAAUCCGACAGGGCAAAGGCGAAUUUCGUAAACGAAGUGAAACUGAUAAGUAACGUUCAUCACCGGAAUCUCAUUCGUCUUCUUGGAUGUUGUAGCAAAGGACCAGAGUUACUUCUCAUAUAUGAAUACAUGGCAAACAACAGCCUCGACAGAUUCAUAUUUGGUCCAAAAAGAGGCUCUCUCAACUGGAAACAGCUAAAUGACAUAAUCCUGGGUACAGCUAGGGGUCUUGCCUAUUUACAUGAGGAGUUUCAUGUAUGCAUCAUACAUAGAGAUAUAAAAACCAGCAAUAUUCUUUUGGAUGACAGUUUCCAGCCAAAAAUUGCAGAUUUUGGGCUGGCAAGGCUUCUACCAGAUGAUCAGACUCAUCUUAGUACCAGAUUUGCUGGAACAUUGGGAUACACAGCACCUGAAUAUGCAAUUCAUGGCCAAUUGUCAGAAAAGGUGGAUACAUAUAGUUAUGGUGUGGUUGUCCUUGAAAUCGUAAGUGGCCAAAAGAGCAGUGAAAUCAAAUCUGAUGCUAUGGGUGAAUUUCUACUUGAAAAGGCAUGGAAACUGUAUGAGAAUGGCAAGCAUGUGGAGCUGGUGGAUCCAAAUCUGGAUCCAAAUGAAUACAAACCAGAAGAUGUAAAGAAGAUUAUAGAAAUUGCUCUGAUGUGCACUCAACCAUCAGCUGCUCAAAGGCCUACAAUGUCCGAAGUUAUAGUUCUACUUAAAAGCACUAGCUCCUUGGAGAAUAGGGCGCUCACUAGGCCUGUUUUUGUUGAUUCUGAUAAGAGAGUGAAGGGAGACACAUCAACCUCUACUGCUUCCUCCACAUCCAACGCCACCGUAUCGGUUUCUCAAGUUUCAGGUCGCUAA